This is a messenger RNA of Girardinichthys multiradiatus, 1644 nucleotides long. RefSeq names its product SIN3-HDAC complex associated factor (gene sinhcaf). The coding region runs from base 262 to 1080 and encodes 272 amino acids. The record is from RefSeq and is a predicted model, not a curated record. The transcript is spliced from 6 exons. Gene Ontology annotation, biological process: negative regulation of cell migration. Lineage: Eukaryota; Metazoa; Chordata; Actinopteri; Cyprinodontiformes; Goodeidae.
UACGUCACACGUCGUUUAUGUAAAUGGUUUGAUUGAAGAAAGAGAAAGAAAAAAUACAGGGGGCCCUGAGCUCUACUCUGAAAUGGAGGUGUGGAUGUGACGCAUGCGCACUGGCUUCACAACUAUCCAGUCCCGUCCUCAAGCGCAGACAUCAACAAGAGAGCGGGUUUACUGAUGCGGGUUCUUUCUCCUAAUACUUAAUCGUUACGACGCUCUUCAAGGAUACUUGCCUUGUUUCAGCUUCACCAAACUUCCAACAAGAUGUUUGGCUUUCAUAAGCCCAAAAUGUACCGUAGUUUGGAUGGUUGCUGCAUCUGCCGGGCCAAGUCUUCCAGCUCCCGGUUCACAGACAGCAAACGGUACGAGAAGGACUUCAGGAGCUGUUUUAGCCUGAGUGAAACCAGAUCUGGAGAGAUUUGUAACGCCUGCGUCCUCCUUGUGAAACGAUGGAAAAAGCUACCAGUGGGAACCAAGAAAAACUGGAACCAUGUUGUUGAUGCCAGAGGAGGACCCAGCCUAAAGAUUACAUCCAGGCCCAAGAAAAUCAAAACCAUCUCCAAGAAAGCUCGGCCGAGCCAGAUCAGCAGGCUGCAGAAGGAGCUCAAAAGAAACAAUUCAGAUGCCCACAGCACAACCUCCAGUGCCUCUCCAGCUCAGUCUCCCAAUUACAGCCACCUGUCAGACGAUGGCUCCGACACCGAGCUGAACCCGGGGUCCAGUCGCUCCCCUGUCUUCUCCUUUCUGGAUCUCACUUAUUGGAAGAGGCAAAAGGUGUGCUGCGGAAUAAUCUACAAGGGCCGCUUUGGGGAAGUGCUCAUCGACCCCCAUUUGUUCAAACCCUGCUGCCGCAACAAACAGCGACAGCAGCAGCAGCAACAGCAACAAGAGGAGGAGGAAGACGAGGAGGAGGAGGAGGAGGAGGUCGAGGUAGAGGAGGGUCAAGUGGGGGUGGAUAAAUCCCAUGUGGAGGAGGAGGUGGUGAAUGAGACGCCUACGGGUGUGGAAAAUGCAGCGCCUGCUAAGCUAUGUGUGACAGCACCUUCAGCCAGCAGUGGGGAGGUGAUGGAGGAAGGCUGGUGAAGUACAGACGCCCCCUUUUCCUCCAUUUGGCAACAUUCUGAAGAAAUCUCGGGAUGGAUUUUUAUUUUUUAUUAUUUGUUUCGUUUUUUUCUCGAGCAGUUACAGAAAGGAGUUGCCUCAGAUUGCCUUCAAUCAAAAAGCAGCUAAAACAUCUUUGGUCUUCUCCAUGAUAACGUUGGAGGAUUGUUUAUUAUUAUGGUAACUGUAACUUAUGGACUUUUAUAUUCUUUCUGUAUUUUUAGUUGUAUUUGAUAUUUUUAACCAUGCUGAUGGUGGACCAUCAUCUGUGGUGUUAUUGAUCUACUUUAGAUGAAAUGCUGGAGCUCCGGUUUUCUGGUACAUUUAGCAGAUUUUAUUCCAAAUCGCAAUACAUCUGCUUAUUUACAAAAAAAAAAGGUGCUACUUAAACUUUAUGACUCAACAUUUGUAACAUUUGAACCCAUUCUCACUGUGGAUCUUCUCAGCUUACAUAUUUAUGCCUGAUACAGGCGCAUCUCAAUGAACUAGAAUAUCAACGAAAAGGUAAAUUGUUUUUUAGCAAAUAAACUCAAAAAGAGAAACUUG